Messenger RNA from Symbiodinium sp. CCMP2592, 1590 nucleotides. The record is from the annotation of a GenBank genome assembly. NCBI's taxonomy places the organism in Eukaryota, Dinophyceae, Suessiales, Symbiodiniaceae.
AUGGAGUUGGGGUCCUUGAGUAAAGACCUCUUCAACGAAGAUGACAUCGUCCAGUUCGACAUGGAAGAGAGCAAGGUGAAGCCAGGACAGAUGCAGGCCAUCAAUGUCAGCGGCGGCACCGGGCAGCCAGGAGGUGGCAAAGGAAGCGGAAAGCCGGGAGCUAACCAGGGAACGGUCAAGAAUUUCCGAGAAGACAAGGGCUUCGGCUUCAUCACGCUUUCGGAUGGCUCCGACCUCUUCAUGCACAUCAAGGUGGCAGCACAGAACGAAGAGCCCUUAGGCGCAGGCAAGCCAGCUUCUGGCCAACGCCGCCCAAGCAUGUCUCGCUCUCAGCUUCUCGCGCUUGCUAUCUUCGCCACACCGGGGAUGGCCAUCGACAACGGGCUUGGCCGUACUCCACCGAUGGGCUGGAGGUCUUGGAACUUAUUUGGGAACAACACGAAUCAGACAUUCCUGCAAGCCAUCAUGGACGGCAUGGUCUCCAAAAAGCGUUCCGUGGAUGGCACUCCGACAUCUCUCUGUGACUUGGGAUACUGCAAUGUUGGGCUGGACGAAGGCUGGGAAGACUGCACCGGAGGACACCAGUUCCAUUACCACGACGACUCAGGCAAGCCGCUCGUUUGGCUGGCGCGCUUUCCCAACAUCACAUCCAUGACAGAGCAUGCCCAUCGGCUUGGCUUGACAGCCGGCUGGUAUCUCAACGGCUGCACGUGCCCGGAGAAAGAAGUCAUCGACUCCAUGUACGACAAAGAUGUUGCUGCACUAGUGGCAUUCGGUUUUGACGCAAUCAAGCUGGAUAAUUGCGGGGCGCAGCAUGACCUCGACAAGUGGGCCGGUCUCAUCAACGCAACUGGACGGAGGGUGAUGAUUGAGAACUGCCACUGGGGCAAGACGGUGCCUACGGAGACCUGGUGCCCCUGGAACUUCUUCAGGACCUCGGGCGAUGUACGGGCCUCCUACGGGAGCGUGGUCGCCAAUCUUCAGACGACAGUGCAGUGGGCGCAGAGGAAUCUUUCUCGGCCCGGUUGUUGGGCCUACCCAGACAUGUUGGAGGUGGGUUGCAAGCAUGGUCCUGGGGGGGACCGCGAUCCGGGCUUGAGCUACCAAGAGGCGCGGAGCCACUUCAGCGCCUGGUCCAUCGUCUCCUCGCCGCUGACGUUGUCCAUGGACAUCAACGACGAUGAAGUCAUGAAUGCAGUGUGGGGCAUCGUGUCCAACAAAGAAGUCAUCGCUGUGAACCAAGCGUAUGCGGGUCACAGCGGGAGCCCAUUCAAGCAGUCUGCAUCUCAGGUGACACUCAAGGAUGACGGCCACUACGUAACGGUUCCCACAUGGCAGUUCUUCUACAAGCCCUUGGGUGGCGGCCGGAUCGCGGUACUUCUUAUGAACCAUGAUCAGACCUCCCACGACCUGGUCCUCAGCUUCAAAGACGUUCCUGGGCUGGCAUGCCAGAAAUGCACGGUGCGGUGUCUCUAUGCGCACAGAGACUUGGGUGAGCACGAGCACAGCUUCACUGCCCAAGCUGUACAGUCUCAUGACUCGCGCAUGUUUAUCCUCAUGCCUGCACAAGCACAGGCCUUCGUCGUAUAG